AUUGGCUUUUUCACCUAAGGGGCGUGCGUGCUGUGCUGGCUCAUCACAUAGCCUUGCACAGGCCUACAGUUCUGUGCUUGCACAGGUCCCCGGCGGGACUCCUCUGCAGUUUGUCAGGGCUGUUUAACUCUUGCUGGGAAUUGCGAAAAUCUCGGUUUCUAUUGCAAGUAAUGCAAAGAAGGUGUCAUUAGCACAUCCUGGCAUGCACACUCGAUUUGAUAGCAUCUUGGGUCAUUUGAAUCACUUGGUCCAGGGGUCAUGCCCAUUUUAAAGAUUUUUUAAAAUCCCAAUUUAUCAGUGGGAAUCUGAUAUUCCUUGUCUUCUAUAAUAACUAUUCUCCUUCCAUCAAGUCCAACUUAGACUAAAUUCGUGGUUUUGCUUGGCAAGUGCCUUCUCUGAAUCUUGGUUUCCCCAUCCAUGAAAUGGGAAUAACAACCCACUGAGAUUAGUAAGGUCUUGGGGCGUGGUGGCUGUCGCCGUCAGGCUGUGAAGGCCUCUGUUGCAGGACCCUGGUGAGUUUCACCCUCCUGAUCGACUACUUCCGAGCUCUCCAUCAGGGAAUGGAGACAGGUGCAUGGGGUGACAGGCAGAGGCCCGUCUUACUGGGGUCACAUGGUAACCCCCUGCUGUGAUGUAACAGCUGCUGCCAUGCCCUGUGCCCUUGCUGUGUGCCAGGCCCAGGGCUGGCUAGGGCCUGGCCUUCUCUCCUUCCCACCUCACCACCUUCUGCCAGCUGGGAGCGUCGAGCACCAAGUUCCAAGGACUGCCAGGGAGGUGGGUGACUUGUCCCUCGCCCCCGCAUGACAGCCCAGGGCAGGGACGAGCUUGCCUGCAUGGCUGAGGUCUGGCUUCCGAGCCACCGUGUGAUCUUUGGCAAGAGACUGGAGCCGAGGAUGUGGACAGCCCAGCUGCCUCCACCUUGCCUCUCGGCUGGCUGCCCCCGCCGGACCCGCAUUUGGACAUGACCCAAGAAGAGCCAGAUGAGGCCCUCGCAAGUGCCAAGGCUGAGGAGGGAGGGGAGAGCUCCCCGUCACUGGAGGAGGAGGCUGGUCCCAGCUCGGAGGGCGAUGGAGACACCUGCCUCGUGGCCCUGGGCCAGGCUCAGGCCAGAGGCUGGACGGCCUCUGGCAGACAAGGCAGCAGAAACAGACUUCUAGAACAUUCUGAGGUCAACUCGGCAAGGUCCUGGAGCAGUGGAACCGUGAGCCUUGGCCACCUUAGUGACAGUCUUGAUUCUCCCUGGGAAGGAGACCUCGAUGUCCCCGGGCCCCCCGCCCUGGAGGAAACCUUGCCACUGAACCCCAGCAACCACCCCCUAAACCCAGAUGUCAGAACUGGAGGCACUGUUGCCCCGGUGACCCCCACGGAAUUCCAGGACACAGCGGCCCCAGCCCAGCGCUCUGGGUGCACUGCAGGCAGAUGGAGCAAAGACACCAUCGGCGUCUCCUGCCCUCAGCCCGAGGACCAGACCUGGAAGCGGACAAAGACAUCCCCGAAACCACUCCCUUCCCGAUUCACCGGCUCCAUCAGCCCCAUGAAUCCUCGGCCUAGGCCAGCCCAGAAGAACAAGAUGCCGCCCAAGCAGGGAGCCACUCUGGCCAGCCACUCGUCUUCUGAUGUCCCCAUGUAUGGCCGGGGGCGGCUGAACUACCCACUCCCUGAUUUCUCCAAGGUGGGGCCCCGGGUGAAGUUCCCCAAAGAUGAAAGCUACCGCCCCCCCAAGUCCAGGAGCCACAAAGGGCAGCCUCAGGGCCCUGCCAGGCCCCUGAUCUUCAAGUCCCCGGCAGAGAUUGUGCGAGAGGUCCUGCUGAGCAGCGGAGAAGCCUCCCCGGUGAAGGACCCCCCUCCAGCCCACCCCAUCACCAGGGUACCCCAAGAGUUUCAGACGCCGGAACAAGCCACUGAGCUAGUCCACCAGCUGCAGGAGGACUACCACAAGCUACUCACCAAGUAUGCAGAGGCCGAGAACACCAUCGACCAGCUGCGCCUCGGGGCCAAGGUGAACCUGUACUGGGACCCUCCCCAGCCCAGCCACAGCACCCAGCACAAGGGGAGGCCGGUGCAGGGGGCCCAGGCCUUGUCCUUCACCAUUCCGCAGCCCCGCUCAGCACAGUGGUGGCCAGCCCCCGCCACAGAGCCCCAGAGCUCGGAGGCCUCAGGGUGGCCGAUGGCUCGAGGAGACCUGGGUGCCUCCUUGCCCCCCAGCCUGCCCACCCCAGGCUGGCUCCCAGAAGACCAGGCCAUCGCCCCGGAGCAGCCCCCUGCGGAGUGGACCGAGGCACUGGCUUCUCAGGCCCAUCGGAUCCUGGCCCAGGUGGACUCCUUCGAAGGGCUGAUGCAGGCAGGCCAGCUCACGCCCCGGAACCAGCUCAAGGGCUUCCAGCGGCUACAGGCUGCCCAUAGGGCCCUGGAGGAGGAAUACCUGAAGGCCAGCAGGGCGCAGCACCUGGCCCGGCAGCUUGCAGGCUCCGAGGGGACACCUGGGAAAUUUGAUCCUGGCAGGGAGCUGGAAAUGAAGAUCUACCAUCUGGGAACUCGUCUGGAAGAGCUGAAGGACCUCGUGAACCAGACCCAGCAAGCCCCUGAGCCGUCUGGGUGCGACUCAGCUCCGGACAUUGCGCCGGACAUUGCGCCAGCCAUGCCCUCAUCCCGCCAGCCCAGACAUCUGCCCACCCCUCCGGGACAGACCCCCGCACCAGACAGUGAGACCGCCUUCCUGGAGUCUGCCGCCACUGGCCCUGGCCCUGGACCAUUGCACGUGAACGUGGAGGUGACCUCUGGCAGCAGUGAGGUGGGGGACAGGCCCAGAGAGCUCCCAGCCCUGCUGCGGUGCAAGGAGCUGCAGAUGGAGCAAGAUUUCCAAGGCCUCCUGGACCGGAACCUCAGUGUGAAGUCUCUCUCAGAGGUCUUGAGGAUGGAGGAAGAGGAGGAGGAAGAAGAGGAGGAGGAAGGCCACACUCUGGAAGUCGAUGGGCCAGCUCUGGUGCCAGGGAAUGCCGAAGCCAACAGGAUGUGCCGAACGCAGCACCCAGCACAGGCUGAGAAAGGUCACGGGGCGCCCGUUGAGGAGCCCGUGGAACAGAUGGUGUCCCUGAAGCCACGAGGCCUACAGACAGCCAUGGCCAGAGAAGGGCACGUGCCAGGCCUGGGCUCUGCUGGGACGGCGACUCUAGGCCCUGGUGUGCCAUCGUCCCCCGCUCUGGGUGCCAAGUCUGAGGCGUCCCACCAGAGCAGUGAGAGCAGCCUGCCAGGAAGUGGCUUCUCCGAGCGCCUGCUGCCGAAGUCUCUGCACCACGCCGGCGGGCCCCAUGCAGAGGAGCCCUGGAUGGCAUCCCCCGAGACAGACAGCGGCUUUGUGGGCUCAGAGACCAGCAGGGUGUCGCCCCUCACGCAGACCCCGGAACACCGGCUCGCCCACGUCAGCACCCCAGGGACAUCAAGCCAGCCCUUAACUGCACCUGUGCCUCACGAUGGAGCCUCUCACCCCAAGGCCAGGGGUUCUGCCAUGGCCGGAAGAGCCAGGGAGCCCAGCACGCCCCGGAGCCGAGCCCAGAGGCCCCUCUCCAGCCCCAGCAGUCCGCCGCAGCCCAGGAGAUCCGGCUUCCGCGGGGAGCGGGCCCCGCUGGCCGAGAUGGCGACCCCCAGCUCCGAGUUCGAGAGGCCAAAGCAGAGUGCUGGACAGCUCCUCCCCAGCAGGACAAUCGGCCCAGCCCCGACCCCGGCCCCAGCAGCUGCCCCUCUGCCCUAUGCACCUACGACGGGGACCGCCCCCAACUUCGUUCUCAGCAGGGCGGGCCGAGACCAGGCCAUCCGUGAGCUGCAAGAGGAGGUGUCACGGCUCCGUCUGCGUCUGGAGAGCAGCCUGCACCGACCGCCCCAGGGCAGCCCCGUGCACCCAGUGUCUGCCUCCCACCCCCCCGCCCGGCCCUGGGACCGGCCUUCGGACUCAGCCACCCGGGGCUCCCACUUUGGCAGUAAAUCCACAGAGAGAUUGUCUGGGGAGCCGGGAUGUGCAGAGCGAGCUUCGCCCGCAGGAAGGCAGCGACCCAGGUCCUCCUCGGUGCCCCGGCUGCCCCUGGGUUCCGAAUCUGAGCCUCCCUCCCCGCAGCUGUUGUCUGAGAAGAGCAGGACCCCCGAGGACGAGGCACAGGUGGCUCGGGACGGAAUGAGAGCGGUGGGCAGCACCAGGCGCCCGGACAGGGUCACCUUCCGGGGCCAGUACACAGGUCAGGAGUACCAGGUUCUGCCCCCCAAGGCUGUGCCGAGAGAUGGUGGGGCUGCCUCCUGUCCUAACUGCCUGCCCGUUAGGACCCGUGACUCAGGCAGUGCUGCCACCAAGGACCCCCUGGGGCCCCAUCCCACGGAGACGCUCCGAUGUCCCCUGUGCGGUCAAGUUGGGUUCCCCACUGAGGGAGACAGCUCAGGCCCAGCCACCUCUGGGGCAGAAAAGGCUGCCACGAGGAGAAACGCACCUGCAGCCUCCAGUCCCAAGCAGAGGAGCAAGCGGGCGGGGUCGCCGGCAGGGCCGCCCCCUGGACUGUGGUACCUGGCGGCCACGCCUCCAGCCGCGCCUCCAGCCUUCACCUACCUGUCCUCAGUUCCCGUCUUGCCUUACCCGCCAGCCACCGUGUACUAUGCGCCCCCAGCAGCACCUACCUCAGCCUCCUCAGGCACAGCCUGCGGUCGGGCAGCCCGAGGGUCCCGGCACUCCGUCCAGCUCGACCCGGCUGACCUGGAGGAGCUCAGCAGGGCCCUGAGCCAAGCCGUGCGGGCCGCCGAGAGCGUCCGCUCCACCAGCCGCCAGAUGAGCCGCUCGCUGUCGGCUGACCUGCGCCAGGUCCGCAGCCUGCGCGGCUCCUGCCUCUUCUGACUCUCUCUGGAGGCUCUGAGCCAGAUGGGGACAAGAGGGCAGGUGCCCCUGCGGACCCCCAGGCCAGGAGUCAGCUGCAACCACUGACGCCCACGUCCCGGGCGUGGUCUCCCUCCAGCAGGGGCCCCGCCUGCCCUGUCUCCCUGCAUCCAAACUGGAUGGGGCCUUGGCCUGCUCUCCUAGGGCAGUAACUUCCCAGGGGGACCAGCCCCCCAGGGAUGCUGUGACCAAGGCCACCUGCGCCUAGUGGCACCUCUGGGACUCUCCUGGUCCUGCAGAUGUGCCCCUCCCGCUAAUAAGAUGUCUUUUAUACACAGAUGGACAGUUUUCUAAACUGGGGCAUUUUCCUGGCCUUGAGUUCCCCUUAGGAGGAAAGGCCCAGACCCCUGGAGCAACCCCCACCCCCACCUCUGAGCAGCCUGGCGGGAGACCUGGCUCCUAGCAUUUGGGUACCUGUGGGCCAUCUUGGGACGUUGGAGCCCCAGCGGGACACGUGCCUCCUUCUCCCAGACUGCACAGGCCUCUCCGUGGGCCUCCUGGGAUGGACACCACCCCGUCCACACUGUCCCUCUCGGUGUGUCCUCCCGAGGCCCCAGCCCUUCCCAAGAUGCCAGCGGCGUUGAGAGUGGCCAGCUGCCUGCCAGGCCCCGGUCUGGGGCAGGACUGUGGCUGUGAGGCCUGGCCAUCUCCCACUCCCCACCCCAUAGCAGCGCAUACCUCAGCAUUUCUGGAAUGUGUGUGCAUCAGUUGAUGUAUGUAUAUUUGAGGCAUUAAAAAAUCUAUUUUCAUUAUAAGAGCAAA
Molecule: messenger RNA, 5671 nt
Organism: Oryctolagus cuniculus (rabbit)
Lineage: Eukaryota; Metazoa; Chordata; Mammalia; Lagomorpha; Leporidae
Source: RefSeq, a predicted model, not a curated record